Molecule: messenger RNA, 1505 nt
Organism: Lipotes vexillifer (Yangtze River dolphin)
Lineage: Eukaryota; Metazoa; Chordata; Mammalia; Artiodactyla; Lipotidae
Gene: MTRF1
Product: mitochondrial translation release factor 1
Exons: 10
Coding region: 31-1374 (447 amino acids)
Biological process (GO): mitochondrial translational termination
Cellular component (GO): mitochondrion
Molecular function (GO): translation release factor activity
Source: RefSeq, a predicted model, not a curated record
GGAGAAGGCUUGGUAUUCGCAGAUGCUGAAAUGAAUCGUCACCUGUUUGUUUGGCUUUUUAGACAUCCGUGUCUUAAUAAUGGUCACCACCAGUGCCAUGUCCAUCUCCAUUCUCAUCAACUUACACAGAUACCUCUUGACACAAGGCUGUGGGUUUUUAGACAAAACAGGAAUCACAUUCUCCAUUGUCUGUUAAGUGAGAAUUGGUCCAGGAGAUAUUGUCAUCAAGAUACCAGGAUGCUCUGGAAGCAUAAAGCACUACAGAAAUAUAUGGAGGACCUGAGUAAGGAGUACCGAACACUUGAUCAUUGUUUGCAGCAUACCUCUGUGAGUGAAAGGGACCGGAGGUCCUUGAAUCAACGGCAUGCUGAGCUGGCACCGCUUGCAGUCAUUUACAAAGAAAUUCAGGAGGCUGAACAAGCCAUUGAAGAAUUAGAAUCAAUGUGUAAAAGUCUAAAUAAUCAAGAUGAAAAGCAGUUACAAGAACUUGCUUUGGAAGAGAGGCAAACCAUUCUUCAGAAAAUCAACAUGUUAUACAGUGAGCUUCUCCAGAGUCUAGUGCCAAAGGAGAAAUAUGACAAAAAUGAUGUUAUUUUAGAGGUGACAUCUGGAAGAACUACUGGAGGUGAUAUCUGCCAACAGUUUACCCGGGAAAUAUUUGAUAUGUAUCAGAAUUAUUCAAGCUACAAACACUGGAAAUUUGAACUUCUGAAUUAUACACCAGCUGAUUAUGGUGGGCUACAUCAUGCAGCCGCCCGAAUUUCCGGUGACAAUGUCUAUAAGCAUUUGAAGUAUGAAGGUGGGAUUCACCGAGUUCAGCGAAUUCCUGAGGUGGGCCUGUCGUCAAGGAUGCAGCGUAUUCACACGGGAACGAUGUCGGUUAUUGUCCUCCCUCAACCAGAUGAGGUAGAUGUGAAAGUGGACCCCAAGGAUUUACGAAUAGACACAUUUCGAGCCAAAGGAGCAGGAGGGCAGCAUGUUAAUACAACUGAUAGCGCUGUCAGACUUGUCCAUGUUCCCACAGGACUUGUAGUAGAAUGCCAACAAGAACGAUCACAGAUAAAAAAUAAAGAAAUAGCUUUGCGUGUGUUGAGAGCUAGACUCUACCAGCAGAUUAUUGAGAAAGACAAGUAUCAACAACAGAGUGUGAGAAAACUGCAGGUGGGAACAAGAGCCCAGUCAGAGAGAAUUCGGACAUAUAAUUUCACCCAGGAUAGAGUCACUGACCACAGGAUAGCAUAUGAAGUUCGUAAUAUUAAGGAAUUUUUAUGUGGGGAGAAGUGCCUGGAUCAGCUAAUUCAGAGAUUGCUUCAAUCGGCGGAUGAAGAAACCAUUAAUGAAUUUUUGCAUGAAAACCUUAAAUCAGCAAAAUAAAUACUGAUUUAUAAUUUAUUAUUAUAUAAAUGAAAUGGACCUAUGUCAAGAAGCAGACCGAGGUAGGGAAAUCCUUAUGAAAGUUCAUAAAGAGCAGCUAAAAAUACAUGGUACUCACAAAAAUAUAUUUU